Molecule: messenger RNA, 1726 nt
Organism: Oreochromis aureus
Lineage: Eukaryota; Metazoa; Chordata; Actinopteri; Cichliformes; Cichlidae
Product: G2/M phase-specific E3 ubiquitin-protein ligase-like
Exons: 9
Coding region: 72-1706 (544 amino acids)
Cellular component (GO): nucleus
Molecular function (GO): ubiquitin-protein transferase activity
Source: RefSeq, a predicted model, not a curated record
ACAUUUUCUUUUGUUUCCCUUUAGCAUCGCAGACAAGCCCAACCUGCCCGACUCCAACUUACAGCACCUUUAUGGAGUACAGGAAAAAGAAAAAUGAGGAGAGGCAAAAAUUUUCUUGUGGUAAAAUGGGAUUAAAGAAGACUGCAAAAACAAAAGUUCAGAUAAAUAUUGGCUUGAUGUCCAAGAAGAAAGAUGGUUUGAGGCCACAUCGUGGAAAAAGUAUUGCUCUAAGAAUUGACCCUGACAGCUCUGCCACAAGUCUCCUCAGUGAAGCUGUUAAAAAAAUGAGGGACUUUAACAAAGACUUGAGUGAUGGACCAUUCCUCCUCUUGUAUCCUGAUGCCACAGAGGUGAUUAAUAUCCCUGGGACCAAUAGUCCAUUUACUCUUGGGGCUUAUAAGGCUGAAAUUGGCAAGCCUUAUCAAAGGAUUACGCUUUUCAUCUGUAUAAAAAGCGACUUUGAAGAAGCUGCUGAAAUGUCUGACUCUGACUCAGAGGUUGUUGUUAGACGUCCCACUGAGUUUGAGCUCGCUGAUACACUGCCAUGGGAACCACAGGAUGAAAGCAGUCCUUUACCAAAAGUUGCAGAAAAUGAAGACACAGAUGUGCAGGCACAUGAAAUUAUUGCUGAUUUGGCGCUGGCAAUUGACCACAAGAAAGUCAGUAGAUUCAAUAUAUCGAGGUCGGAUGUAUGGGAUGGAGCUGUUCGAGGAUUUCGACGGAGCACGUACUCUGACAACAACGACUUGUUUAUCAAGUUUAAUGAUGAUGCUGGCUGCUUUGAAGAAGGUUUGGAUAUGGGUGGUCCAAGACGUGAAUUCCUGACGCUUCUUAUGAGCCACCUGAGAAAUCGCCCCAUUUUUGAUGGACCUCCAGAUCGUCGUUAUCUUGUAUAUAACUCAAGAGCUGCCAUGGAAGUUGAGUAUUUCUUAGCAGGCAAGAUGAUAGCUGUAUCUAUUGUAAAUGGAGGACCAGCACCACAUUUCCUCUCAAAGAACCUGGUCAACCGCAUGAUAGGAGAUCCAUCUUUCAGCGCCACAAUUGAUGAUGUGAAAGAUGAGGAGAUAGGGAAAGUACUGCACCAGGUCCUAGAAGCAGAAUCCGAUGAAGUUUUGCAAAAUUUAAUUUUGCAAAACAGUACUAUCUUCCAAACUGCUGGAUGCCUCAGAAGUGUGAAGACUUCUGAAAAGCAAGGUUUCGUGGAGGAGUAUCUCAAAUGGUACAUCAUUGAGAAAAAUGAAAGUGCCAUUCAAAGAUUUAAAGAUGGACUGGACAGUCUUCAUUUUUUCACUGCAGUCCAGCAGUAUCCAAGUGUUCUGGCACCAUUGUUAUACAUGACUUACAAGACCCUGACUGCAUCAGAUAUGGAGAAUAUAUUCAGACCAAGUCUCAGCCCAGCAGGAAGCAACAGGCGGCAGAAGGAAGCGCUAACACUUGGCUUUUGGGCAGAUUAUCUGCUUGAUUGUGAAGAGAAAGUGACAGCUGUGUCACUGGAAGAAUUAUUAAUGUUUGCAACAGGUUUGACUGCACUUCCACCAGCUGGGAUGAUACCACCUCCAUGCCUCGAGUUUUCGAGUGAUUCACCUUUUCCUGUUGCCAACACCUGUGCAAAUGCACUGAAGCUACCAGUCUCUGAAUCAUACAGAGUCUUUAAGGCAAAUAUGGACUUUGGAAUACAAAAUUCCCCUGGAUUUGGAAAUUUUUAAAUCACAUGUCUUAAGUGUCA